Molecule: messenger RNA, 1800 nt
Organism: Amoebophrya sp. A25
Lineage: Eukaryota; Dinophyceae; Syndiniales; Amoebophryaceae
Source: the annotation of a GenBank genome assembly
CUCGUGCUCUCGGCCACUGAGAGCACAUAUUCGCUCGGCGGUACAGGUCACCCUGUGGACAGCGAGUCAACACCUAACCUAACCAAACCUCUCUUAAAGUAGGCAUAAGUUUUCCCACUACUCGUGUUUGAUCUUUUCGUGGUCGUCUGUCUAUCUAGUUCCGUCUCAUGAACGUAUUGGCUCAUUCUUGUAUAUGAAAAACCCAGAAGAACAUUUAUGCAUGCAGAAACUAUCCAACCAUAUCAAGAAUUCAUAACAAUUCUUUACCUGAAACGUCACUUGAAGAUUCUUUGCAUGUAUGAAUACUGGCCGUUGGCUUAUUCAAAGUAAGCACAAAAAUGGCAAGUGUUGUGAAGAGCUCUACCGUGCUUUCGAGGUUGUGGGGUGACACAUCCGAACUUCUUGAAUUAGUACCACAUGGCACAUUUUUUCCUGGUGCGCAAGACAUAAAAAGUGGGCUAGUAGCCACCGGCGGUCGCUUAAGAAGCGGGAGUAGUAGAUUAGAAGAUGUCUUCGAAGCAGAACGAGAUUCAAGAAGUGCAGGUCCUAAAUCCAGUAGUACUAGGAGUAGUUUCCUUGCAAUUUCGCGCGCAUCUUCACGAAAGAAUCGAAGACGCUGCGCAGCAGAUGAAAGUGUUGACAUUCUGGGUGCAAGCCGAAACGAUGGCGGCGCACGAGAGCAUCAAAAUACAUAUAUUGAGAUUUUCUCAGCCCUAGGAGCGACCACAGUAGCAUCAAAUAAGAGCAGUUCUUAUAGUACUUUUCGCAGUUCAGCAUCUUCGAGUUUCUUUCACCUUCCACAUGAAGAUCGCGCACAGCUACGACAACGUCCUCGACGAAGAAGAAGUGGCGUUCCGACCCCUUCCUUGAGCAAGAGUAGAGUUGUAGAAUGUGUUCCGACCGCGACGUCCUCGUCCACGACCUCAAGAGAAAAGAAGCAGAAGUUGGUGUUGCCCUCGUCGUUUUGUUGCCUCGUUGAUACUAGUGCUGAUGGGAACCAUGGUGAUGGGUGGAAAUGCUGCGACGCGGUGGAGCGAGGUUUUGGCGAAUGUAUCUUUCGCGUUCCGUGGACUGUAAUUCCGAUUUUUAUGAAACGGAAAUCUGUUAUCAUUAAAAUCAAGUUUCUUCAGUAGAAACGUGUGAUAAUGAUAAUAGAUUUUGGUUUCAUAAUUUUUGGUAAGUACCAAGUGGACGACUUGUGUAAUGAAGCGCAGGGCUUCAAUAAAUGCAGUACCCAUGGAUAUGGUGGACUUAAAAAGUGUCCUGGCGCCGCCGUCUCUCAAAUGCUAAUGCAAGAAGCGAAAAAUAAUGGAUAAAUCAUGAGGCGGUGGGUCUCCCUCUCCGUUGCUCGGUGUAAGGUUUUCUUCAGGCUUGACCAGGGAGGGUUAGACUGAAGUACAUGACCAUGACCAACCAUCGUUUUUGUCUUCAAAAAGAAAUCGAGAUCCUCUGAAACUCAAUGAAACAAUAUAGUUAGGCAAGUGCACAGACGGGCAGCAGCUCUAUAUUGUACGGUUCAGGGGUGGUGCAAAGUUUUUGAUAGAACAACAAAGGGCAGCACUUUUAGUUACUCAUGCCUAGUAUUUCGCAUCGGUAAUUUUUGGCUCUACCUGAGCCUACGUUGUGCCUGUCAGUGCGGCCUGGCCUCGACGCAGGGGACUCUCAACCUUGAACCUUCAAGGUUUGAUAGCAGCCGUAGCAAAGCUACAGUGGAGCAACCUCUUUGGCACGAUCAUUAUUGAGUUUUUUCAAUCCAUUUGAAUCUUGAAGAAGAUUGCGCUUGGGCUACAUUCUUCUUUA